AUGGCACCCCCACGCAAGGCGUUGAUUGCUAUCACUUCCGCCCAUGCGCCGCUCUACCCAGAGGGCAAGGAGACGGGUCUAUUCAUCACUGAGGCGCUUCAUCCGUUCAACGUCUUCAAGAAAGCAGGCUUCGAGGUCGACCUCGUCUCCGAGGAUGGUACCUACCAGCCGGAUUGGUUAUCCCAGCAGAAAGAGUGGCUUCCAGAGGAGGAUCGUGCUGUCUGGGAAGAUCGCUCGAGUGAAUUUCGGUCCAAGCUUGAUAAUUUGCUGAGUCCCAAGGACAUCAACCCGGAUAACUAUGGCCUUUUCUUUGCUUCCGCGGGCCAUGCGUCGCUGAUUGACUACCCCAAUGCCAAGGGGCUGCAGUCAACCGCUGCUAAGGUGUAUACUGAUGGUGGUAUUGUGUCUGCUGUUUGCCAUGGAGGAGCCAUCUUCCCCGGUAUUAUCGACCCCGCCACCGGAAAGUCUGUUAUUGCUGGUCGCAGGGUUACUGGCUUCACCACCCGAGGUGAGGAGGAAGAAGGUGUCCUGGACACCAUCAAGAGCUGGAACAGGCCCACUAUUGAGUCCUCCGCCGCCUCCUCCGGAGCUACCUACGUCUCCCCUGCCGGUCCUUGGGAUGCAUUCACUAUCACGGACGGACGGAUUGUCACUGGUGCAAACCCCGCCAGUGCUCAUGUGACCGCCGAAGCUGCGGUCAAGGCUUUUGAUGCGCUUUAA
Aspergillus bombycis is the source of this 720-nucleotide messenger RNA. RefSeq names its product chaperone protein HSP31. The record is from RefSeq and is a predicted model, not a curated record. The transcript is spliced from 5 exons. Gene Ontology annotation, molecular function: glyoxalase III activity. Lineage: Eukaryota; Fungi; Ascomycota; Eurotiomycetes; Eurotiales; Aspergillaceae. Bases 1 to 720 code for a protein of 239 amino acids.